Molecule: messenger RNA, 992 nt
Organism: Caenorhabditis elegans
Lineage: Eukaryota; Metazoa; Nematoda; Chromadorea; Rhabditida; Rhabditidae
Gene: R107.5
Exons: 4
Coding region: 7-831 (274 amino acids)
Source: RefSeq, marked reviewed
GCAGAAAUGACACAACUCACCAACUUCAGCGAAUCGUUCUCGAAUCAAAAUUCGAAUCUUCACCAGCCCUACAACUUCAACUCACAUCAGCCACCAGAAGAAAAUCAUUAUUAUGUACGAGAACCAAAUGGAAAACGCCCGUUUCCCGUUGAAUUUGAGUUGGACAUGGAAUAUGUUCCGAGAACGAAGAGAAGGUUCGAUAAAAUAAGCGCCUGCCUGGAAAACUUCUCAAUUUCAAAUGACAAACCGUCGCCAAUCAAUAUUUGCAGGGAAUCAUCGUCCGACGAAGAAAUGGAUGAAGUUUACGACGAUUCAAACUUUGACCAAUGCACUGAAUCAACUUCUAUUCCAUUGGUGGUUGAGCCAGAUGAUGAGCCGGCAGUAGCCAAAAAGAUUCGAUUGGAUGAAUCUAUUCAACGAUACUUUGAAAAGUGCCGCCAGGGUCCUAUUGAUUUCUUACCAAAACCAGAAAAGUUGAAAGGAAAUGAAAUGGUUAUCUGGCAGCCGCGAAUUCUGGUUUCACCAAAGAACGACUUCAAUAUGGCUGGUCGAAUACAAGAGAUUGACGACGAGGAGGAAGAUCGAGUUAACGAAGAGAUCAAGACUCGUAUCAUUGAGAAUGAAGGCAUGAUCGAUGAAGACACGCGCAACGAAACAACGGGAAUCGUUGAACUGGGCACCGGCUCGGAUCACAGCGAUAUUGGAUCUUCGUGGAGCUCUCCAAUGGCUUCGCCAACUGGUUCUUCUCAAAUUGUGGAACUCGAUCCUGAUUCUCCGAACAGUUUGACAAACGGAAGUGUGACUGAUGAAGAAAUGAUGGAGUUCGAAUGAUCUCACUGUAUAUUAUUCACGGGUUAUUAUUCGAAAACAAUGUAAUGUAAUGUAUAGAAUUUAAUUUAACCGUUGAUUUGUUCUUGUUUGUUUCUUAUUUACGUCUUUCAAUAUGUUCUACUGGUCAAUAUUUGAAUAAACUAAAUAAAUUUAAACACCUU